UAUCGUGAUAGCCAUCCAACAUCAUCCGACCCGUUCCUAUCACCAUCCGGUCGCUUCUCCCUUGCCAGUGCUGCUAACCGAGUCGCCCACUCGCCCCCCCCAAACACCGCGGCGUUCACGCCGUCUACCGCCGCAACGAUGAGCGGCGAGUCUCCCCUGGCAGUCGUCGCUGCCGUCAUCCGAUCUCUCGCGACCGACCCGACGACGACUCCUCCGGCCGUUACCAAUGCUUGCCCGAGCGUGAGACUGCCGGGUCCGGACACCGUCGAGAAGAUCGAGCUCGAGCGCGAGCUCGCAGCCCUCGUCACCAGGGUACAACAGCUCGAGGCGAGGGCGAACUCGGCUGCCGCCAACGUCUUCCCCGACACGCCCAAUGAGACGUCCGACUCCCCCUUCGCAGACGACAGGGGCCGCCCAAGGCCGAGGUUUCCGAGCCACCUCUCGCGAAAUGGCUUCAUCGACGAGGCGCUCGAGGGGCUGCGGGAGCACGUCGACGACCAGUCGAAGCUUCUCGACAGCCAACGCCAGGAACUGGACGGCGUCAAUGCCCAGUUGCUCGAGCAGAAGCAGUUGCAGGAGAAGGCCCUGGCCAUCAUCGAGCAGGAGCGCGUCGCGACCCUCGAACGCGAGCUCUGGAAGCACCAGAAGGCGAACGAGGCCUUCCAGAAGGCGCUGCGCGAGAUUGGCGAGAUCGUCACGGCCGUCGCCCGCGGUGACCUCUCCAAGAAGGUCCGCAUGAACAGCGUCGAGAUGGACCCCGAAAUCACGACGUUCAAGCGCACCAUCAACACCAUGAUGGACCAACUGCAGGUCUUCUCUAGCGAAGUGUCUCGCGUCGCCCGCGAAGUCGGCACCGAAGGGAUCCUCGGCGGCCAAGCCCAGAUCGAAGGAGUCGACGGUACAUGGAAGGAACUGACGGAUAAUGUGAACGUCAUGGCGCAAAACCUCACCGAUCAAGUGCGAGAAAUCGCAUCUGUGACAACGGCUGUCGCUCACGGCGACCUGACAAAGAAGAUCGAACGCCCCGCCAAGGGCGAGAUCCUCCAACUUCAGCAGACCAUCAACACCAUGGUGGACCAGCUGCGAACGUUUGCCUCCGAAGUCACGCGCGUCGCCAGAGACGUCGGGACCGAGGGGAUCCUUGGCGGUCAAGCCGACGUCGAGGGGGUGCAGGGCAUGUGGAACGAGCUGACGGUCAACGUGAACGCCAUGGCCAACAACCUUACCACCCAAGUGCGAGACAUCAUCAAGGUCACAACGGCCGUCGCCAAGGGCGACCUCACCCAGAAAGUCCAGGCCGAGUGCAGAGGCGAGAUCUUCGAGCUCAAGAAGACCAUCAACUCCAUGGUGGACCAGCUUCAGCAGUUCGCGCGCGAAGUCACCAAGAUCGCCAGAGAGGUCGGGACCGAGGGAAGGCUGGGUGGCCAGGCGACCGUCCACGACGUCCAGGGUACAUGGCGAGACCUCACAGAGAAUGUCAACGGCAUGGCCAUGAAUCUGACCACGCAAGUGCGUGAGAUCGCAAAGGUCACGACGGCUGUCGCCAAAGGCGAUCUCACCAAGAAGAUUGGGGUCGAGGUUCAGGGCGAGAUUUUGGACCUGAAGAACACCAUCAACACCAUGGUCGACCGCCUCGGCACGUUCGCGUUCGAGGUCAGCAAGGUCGCCAGGGAGGUCGGCACCGACGGCACCCUCGGCGGCCAGGCCCAAGUCGACAACGUCGAGGGCAAGUGGAAGGAUCUCACCGAGAACGUCAACACCAUGGCCAGAAACCUCACGUCACAGGUGCGAGGGAUCUCGACCGUCACCCAGGCCAUCGCCAACGGCGACAUGAGCCGCAAGAUCGACGUUGAGGCCAAGGGCGAGAUACUCGUACUAAAGGAGACCAUCAACAACAUGGUUGACCGACUGUCCAUCUUCUGUAACGAGGUGCAGAGAGUGGCCAAGGACGUCGGCGUCGACGGUAUCAUGGGCGGCCAGGCAGACGUGGCCGGGCUGAAGGGUAGAUGGAAGGAGAUCACCACUGAUGUCAACACCAUGGCCAACAACCUGACGGCACAAGUGCGGGCAUUUGGCGACAUCACAAACGCCGCGACAGACGGCGAUUUCACCAAGCUGGUGGAGGUCGAGGCCUCUGGCGAGAUGGACGAGCUGAAGAAGAAGAUCAACCAGAUGGUUUACAACCUCAGGGACAGUAUCCAGAGGAACACCCAGGCAAGAGAGGCCGCCGAGCUGGCCAACAAGACCAAGUCGGAGUUCCUCGCCAACAUGUCUCACGAGAUCCGCACGCCCAUGAACGGCAUCAUCGGCAUGACGCAGCUCACGCUCGAUACGGACUUGACACAGUACCAGAGAGAGAUGCUCAACAUUGUAAACUCGCUGGCCAACAGCUUGCUGACCAUCAUUGACGACAUUCUGGAUCUGUCCAAGAUUGAGGCGAGGAGGAUGGUCAUCGAGGAGAUCCCAUACACCCUUCGCGGGACCGUCUUCAACGCCCUCAAGACCCUGGCCGUCAAGGCCAACGAGAAGUUCCUGGACCUCACCUACCGGGUCGACAGCUCCGUGCCGGACCACGUCGUCGGCGACUCGUUCAGGUUGCGUCAGAUCAUCCUGAACCUGGUCGGCAACGCUAUCAAGUUCACCGAGCAUGGCGAGGUCAGUCUCACCAUCCAAAAGGCGACGACGGUGCCUCCUGGCAAUCCGGGAGAGUAUGCCAUCGAGUUCACCGUGGCCGACACCGGUAUCGGGAUCCCGGCCGACAAGCUCGACUUGAUCUUUGAUACCUUCCAGCAGGCCGAUGGCUCCAUGACGCGCAAGUUUGGCGGCACCGGUCUGGGUUUGUCCAUCUCCAAGAGACUGGUCAACUUGAUGGGUGGCGAUGUCUGGGUCAAGAGCGAGUACGGGAAAGGCAGCAAGUUCUUCUUCACCUGCGUCGUCCGUCUCGCCAACGAGGAGAUCUCGUUCAUCGCGAAGCAGCUCAACCCUUACAAGGGCCACCAGGUCCUCUUCCUCGACAAGGGCCGGACCGGGCACGGGCCCCAGAUUGCCGAGAUGCUCAAGGGCUUGGGCCUGGUCCCCGUCGUUGUCGAUUCCGAGAAGAGCCCGGCCCUGGACAGGGUGCGCGGCCGAGGAUCGGCUCCCUACGACGUCAUCAUCGUCGACUCCAUCGAGGACGCGCGGAGAUUGCGCUCGGUCGACGACUUCAAAUACCUACCAAUCGUGCUCCUGGCGCCUGUGGUCCACGUAUCGCUCAAGUCGUGCCUCGACCUCGGCAUCACUUCGUACAUGACAACGCCGUGUAAGCUGAUCGACCUUGGCAAUGGAAUGGUGCCUGCUCUCGAAAACAGGGCGACGCCAUCACUGGCGGAUAAUACCCGCUCGUUUGAGAUUCUGUUGGCCGAAGACAAUACGGUAAACCAGCGGCUCGCCGUCAAGAUUCUCGAAAAGUACCACCACGUCGUGACCGUGGUAGGGAACGGUGAGGAGGCGGUCGAGGCGGUUAAGCGCAAGAAGUUCGACGUAAUCCUGAUGGACGUCCAGAUGCCGAUCAUGGGCGGUUUCGAAGCCACGGGCAAGAUCCGCGAGUACGAGCGCAGCCUCGGCACCCAACGCACUCCCAUCAUUGCCCUGACGGCGCACGCCAUGAUGGGCGACAGGGAAAAGUGCAUUCAAGCGCAGAUGGACGAGUACUUGUCCAAGCCACUGCAGCAAAACCACCUUAUCCAGACCAUCCUCAAAUGUGCGACCCUCGGCGGGCAGCUGCUGGAGAAGAACCGCGAGCGGGAACUCGCCCGCGCCGCCGAUGCCGUCACGGGCGGCCGCCGCGACAACCCCGCGCUCGCGGCUGCCUACCAGUCGGCGGCCGCCGCGAACAACAACGCCAGCAACAACGCCAGCAACAACAACUCCAGCAGCAGAACCAGCAGCAGCAGCAGCAGCAGCAGCAGCGACAAUAGCAGUAAUUCCACCCGACCUCCGCUCUCGACUCGCUCCGUCACGGCCGCCGAAUCCCUUACCAGCGCGAUCGAUAGCCCGUCGCUGGUCACGGCGGACCAGGACGACCCGAUGGAUCGGACGCACAGCAGCCUCUCUGAACCAGACAUUUCUACAGCGCAAUGAUUCUCUCUUGCAGGUACUUUUUGCCUACAUUAGCGCGAAUUGUUGCUCUUGUUUACAACUUUUUUUGGUUUAUUAUGCCGCUGUUGUCCAGCCCUCCCCCCCCC
Messenger RNA from Thermothelomyces thermophilus ATCC 42464, 4223 nucleotides. RefSeq lists its product as uncharacterized. The coding region runs from base 139 to 4119 and encodes 1326 amino acids. NCBI's taxonomy places the organism in Eukaryota, Fungi, Ascomycota, Sordariomycetes, Sordariales, Chaetomiaceae. The transcript has 6 exons. Gene Ontology annotation, molecular function: phosphorelay sensor kinase activity. Gene Ontology annotation, biological process: cellular hyperosmotic response; phosphorelay signal transduction system; phosphorylation. The record is from RefSeq and is a predicted model, not a curated record. Gene Ontology annotation, cellular component: membrane.